CCAGUUACAAAAAAAAGGAGAGACUUUUAGAAGAGCGACACACCGAUCAUUGCGCCAAAACCAAAGGCUCUAUUAAUUGUCCCCCACUGUCUCUUUUAAGACACGAACUUUAGAUAGAUAAAUGGAUCCUCCUAUAUCAGAUCCUGACAAAAUCAACGACCAGAAAGAAGGAGGACCUUCUUUCCACUGUGAUCUCUACGACACACAACUCGUCCACAAAAUAUCUCAAACCUUCCUCCCUGGCCUAGCCACCGCUUGUGUCGACAACACAACAGGAGACAUCUUCAAGACACCAGGCUCCGUAGCCGCGGAAAUCAAAACAGAAAUGAUUCAGUAUCUAAACCAGAGAAGCGAAACCUUUGUAGCUGAACACAUUGUUCUCCAAGGCGGUGAUGGUGGUUCAGAGACUGAACCUUCUCAUGACCCUUACGACAUUGUAUCUGUUUUCAUCGAUGACUUCGCUACCUCCAAGAGGAACCUCUUCAGCCGCGUCUCUGGUUGGUUGCUUAGUGAGAGGAGAGAGGACAACAUUGAUGAUUUCGCUCAGGAGAUGGAAGUAAGCGGCUUCUGGUUGAAUGAUCACAUUGAAGGAAUCGCGCAGACGUUGCUUAAGAACGUGGAUUUUAAAGGACUUUCUCAUUGUGAGAUGAAGUUUAGAACACAAGGAGAGCUCGAGGAGCAUGUUUUGGAUUGUGGUUAUAGAACGAUGAACUGUGAGAACGAAGGAUGUAAUGCGGUUUUCUGUGCGAAUCAGAGGGAGAGUCAUGAUUCUGUUUGUCCGUUUAAGAUGAUACCGUGUGAGCAGAACUGCGGAGAGAGGAGUAUCAUGAGACGUGAGAUGGAUAGGCAUUGUAUUACUGUGUGUACUAUGAAGCUUGUGAACUGUCCGUUUCGUGGUGUUGGUUGUUUAGCUGAUGUGCAUCAGUGUGAGAUUCAGCAGCAUCAUGUGGAGAAUGUGGGGUCGCAUUUGAUGUGUGUUCUUAAGAGUAUUUAUAAAGAAGCUUCUCUGGAUGAUCUUAAACCUCGAGCUGAGCAGAUACAGCAGUUGUCUGCGAGGUUGUCUGAAGCUCGAAAUGUAAGAGCACUGACGAAUCUAGUCAAGGAGAUUGAUGCAAAGCUGGGGGCUUUAGUAAUCAAACCAAAGAGUAAACCUGACGAUACAGAGAAGAAAGCUUUAGAAGAAGCUGAGAUCAAAGCAAAACCAGAGACAGCUGGUGAAAAGAUUCCGGAAGAUAAUGUGGUUUCAAAGGAAGCAGAGGUUGUGGUAGAUGAUGCAAAGGUGGAAGAAGUUGUGAAGAAAGUUUCUGAAGCUGAGAUAGCAGAGAAUGUUAACAAAGAAGGCGAGUCAAAAGCUCAAAAGCUUUUAGAAAUGGAAGAGUUCAUCAAAGAAGGAAAUGACAACACGGCAGCUGAUUUGUCAGAGAGAACUGAAACAAAAGCUCCAGAAGUUUUGGUCAUGGAUGAAAAUAAGGAAGAGAGUCCAGAGCCAAAAAAGACAAGAACAAAUGAAACCAAAGGUUUAGAGACUGAAGUCAGUGACGUGACUGAUAAAGAGAAUAGCGAGCUUAAGAUAUCAGGUGAAACCAAAAGCGAGGCUCCCGCAAGAAUAGUCAUGGAGAAGAAGGAAAAUGAGGAGGGAGCUGAGACAAAACAGAGAAUAACAAAUGAAACCAGAGGUGUAGAGACUGAAGUCAAUGACAUGAUUGAUGAAGAGAAUAGAAAGACAAAGAUAUCAGCUGAAACCAAAAGCAAAUCUCCCUCAAAAAUAGCCAUCAUGGACAAGAAGGAGAAUGAAAAGGAAGAAGCUGAGACAGUCAACUUAACUGCUCGUGCUUCUGAUGAAGCUGAAGCAUUGUCAAAGAGUUCAAAAGGAUUCUCUAAAGCACAAGCUGAAACCGAACCAAAUCUGUCUUGACAGCUCUUGAGAGACCAAACUUAACAUGAAGUGUGUUUUCUUUCCCCCUCUUAACAAGAUUUUGUAUGUUUUAUCUUUCAAUAUUGUUUUAAGUCAUCAAAUGUAACCCAGUUUUGUAUUCACUUCAUCAA
Messenger RNA from Eruca vesicaria subsp. sativa (arugula), 2046 nucleotides. NCBI's taxonomy places the organism in Eukaryota, Viridiplantae, Streptophyta, Magnoliopsida, Brassicales, Brassicaceae. The record is from the annotation of a GenBank genome assembly.